AUGCGUCUGACGUCACUGCGCGGCGCCGCCAGAUCCGGGCACCGCGCGAAGCCUCAUUUUCCCCGAAUCCCGGAGGCGGGUGACGGUAGUGGGGUAGUUGGGAGAGGGCGCCGGGCAAAACUCCCACCCGGCGUGGCGGCUGGUGUGCGGAUCGCCGCGGGAGAGAAACGCGUUGUGUUGCUGAGUAGAGUGAUGCACCUGAUACCAGUGUCAUGGGCUGAAAGUCAGGAUGUCCAUUCGCCUCUGACCUCAGCAGGAUUAAAAUUGAUUAGGUAUCAUCACAAAGUGGAGGUGAUAGUAUAUUUAUCGUAUUCUUGUCAUUUUUUAUUUCAGUUUGGGGAACAGUCACGAGCUCCUUCUGCAUUUGCAGCCAUUUACUCUAAAGGAGGUAUUCCUUGCAGAUUGGUCCAUGGUUCAGUGAAACACAGAUUACAGUGGGAAUGUCCUCCUGAAAAUCUUCCAUUUGAUCCUCUUCUUAUUACUUUAGCUGAGGGUUUGAGAGAGACUAAACAUCCAUACACCUUUGUGUCAAAGGAGGGUUUUAGAGAAUUACUGUUGGUCCAAGGAGCUCCUGAGAAAGCUGUACCUUUGCUUCCAAGACUGAUUCCUGCGCUAAAGGCAGCUCUGGUCCACCUGGAUGAUGAAGUGUUUGCAAGAGGACUGAAUGCUCUUGUGCAGCUGAGUGUCGUUGUCGGUCCUUCUCUAAAUGACCAUCUUAAACAUCUGCUUACAAGUCUUUCCAAGAGACUGAGGGAUAAGAAAUUCAAAGAGCCAAUCACCAGUGCUUUACAGAAGCUAGAGCAGCAUGGUGGAAAUGGAAGCCUUAUCAUCAUCAAAUCUAAAAUUCCAACAUACUGCUCCAUAUGCUGUUGAAGAAGGGAGCCCACAAAAAUCUUGUUACUCCCUGGUGACAGGUGUUAAAUGCUGUCCAUGGGUACCUAGGGAACCUUUUCAGAUUCACUUCCGUUUAUUCUUUUGUCAAUCACAGUCACCAUUCAUUAUUUCCUAUAUUAAGAUGAGUAUACACAGUUCCACUGAAUCAUAGUAAAAGUUAUUCAUCAACAAAAAAAAGAAUGGUCAAUGAUGGAAAGCUAUUAAAAACAGUUCUAUGAUAGUACAA
This is a messenger RNA of Leptonychotes weddellii (Weddell seal), 1120 nucleotides long. NCBI's taxonomy places the organism in Eukaryota, Metazoa, Chordata, Mammalia, Carnivora, Phocidae. The record is from RefSeq and is a predicted model, not a curated record.